This is a messenger RNA of Impatiens glandulifera, 760 nucleotides long. RefSeq names its product pollen-specific protein C13-like. Lineage: Eukaryota; Viridiplantae; Streptophyta; Magnoliopsida; Ericales; Balsaminaceae. The record is from RefSeq and is a predicted model, not a curated record. The transcript has 2 exons. The coding region runs from base 69 to 548 and encodes 159 amino acids.
ACUGUUCUAUCUUCACUCUCUACAAAUUCAAUCUCUUUCUUUCAUAAUCUCGAUCUAAUCAUACAACAAUGGCGAGAACUAUGUUGAUGAUUGCUCUCUGUUUGCUCCCGGCGAUUGUAACCGCCACCAGGCCUAUGGUGGAACCGCUCUCUUUGGAAGGCCGAGUGUAUUGUGAUACUUGCCGUGCCGGAUUCGAGACUUCCGCUACUACUUACAUUUCCGGUGCUAAAGUUAGAAUUGAAUGCAGAGACAAGAUAAGUCAGAAGGUUGUUUACAGUGUAGAGACAACAACUGACGAAACAGGAACAUACAGAGUGAACAUAAAAGAAGAUCACGAGGAUGGUGUUUGUGAUGCUUUAUUGGUAAGCAGUUCCCACAGAGGGUGUACUACAGCUGACCCAGGGCGUGAUCGAGCACGAGUGAUCCUUACCCGAUACAAUGGGAUUGCCUCAAGCAAGAGGUAUGCCAACAAUAUGGGAUUCAUGAUGAAUGAGCCUAUGUCGGGAUGCACCCAACUUCUCCAGCAAUACCAGGAAAUCGAUGAUUAAGCACUACCAAGUAGUAACCAACCAAACCAUAUAUCUUUAUUGGUUUUAUGAUGAUGGUCUUAUUCUCAUAUGGUUAUUUAUGUUGAGACAUUCUUAUUAUAUAUUGUUUAAGUUUUCAGCACUAGUAAAACUCUAUUAAAUUAAUGUAAUAUAAAAAAAAUCACUUUAUUUUCUAUCUAAUGCCAUCAGAAAGCUGUUCUGAUGUUUGGUAA